This is a messenger RNA of Podarcis muralis (Common wall lizard), 6877 nucleotides long. It is a transcript of the gene FAM117B, whose product is annotated as family with sequence similarity 117 member B. The record is from RefSeq and is a predicted model, not a curated record. NCBI's taxonomy places the organism in Eukaryota, Metazoa, Chordata, Lepidosauria, Squamata, Lacertidae.
CCGGUGCGGCCACUAUUGUUGAUGAGGCGGCCGGAGCGGUCGCAUCGGCCGGAGCGGCGUUCCGCUCGUGUGUGAGGAGAGCUAUAUUGCUGAGGGGGGCCUGGCUGACCGACCGACCGACCGACUGACUGACUGACUGGCGGCUCCUCUUCCCCCUCCCCUCCCCCUUCCCAACGGCCGUUCUCCUCAGCGCCGUUUACCUCAGAGCCGGCCGAAGGAUGGCGUCUCACCCGCCGCGCGUGAGGCGAAGCGGCUCGCCGACCCCGGCCACCUCCCUGGCGGCGGCGGCGGCGGCGGGGGGAGCCUCGGCUGUGUCGGCGGGAGCAGGCGGGGCCGCCAGCGCCAACAGCAGCCGCCUGCAGCCCAUGCGGGCGACGGUGCCUUUCCAGCUCAAGCAGCACGGCAGCCCCACGAGGGGCGGCGGCGGCGGCAUUUCACGCGCGGCGGCGGCGGCGACGACGACAUCCCCUCAGCCGCCGCCGCCGCCUUCUUCUUCUUCGCCGCCGCCGCCUCCUUCCUCGCGCACCGCCAGCCCGACGCGCCCGGCGCCCGGUAACGGCAGCGGCGCGCGCAGCGGCGGCGGCAGCCCUGCCGUAGCCACGCAGACCCCUGCCGCCGCCGCCGCCGCCCUCCCUCCUCCGCCGCCGCCGCCGCCUUCCACGCGCGGCAGCCCCACGCGCGGGGCCGGGCCUCGCGGGAGCCCCCCUCGGCUGCACCAGCUGCCGCCGCCGCCGCCCCCCGCGCCGCCAUUGCCGGGCUCCAGCCCUUCGCCUUGCUCCUCCCCGGUUUCGCCGCCUGUGCCCGAGAGCAGCGCCUGCUCCGCCGCCGCCGCCGUCGCCGUGGUUUCUUCCUCGUCCUCCGGGGGAAGGAUCCGGCACCGGCAGAGGAGGCGGUCGCCCGAGCAAAGCAGGGCCUCUCCGGAGAGGAAGAGCCCGAGUUCGCCUGUUUGCAAAGUUGAUAAACCACGGCCACCUUCAUCAAGCCCUUCCAGUAUUGCUCGACGUACCCCUUCACUAGACCUCCUUGCUGCUCCAUAUCUUGCUGGACAAUGGCCUCGUGAGAAUCACGGUCAAGCUGCACCGUGCAUGAGGGACAAAGCCACACAGACUGAAAGUGCUUGGGCUGAAGAAUACUUGGAAAAGAAGAAAGGCUCUCAUAAGCGAUCGGCAUCUUGGGGCAGCACAGAUCAACUGAAAGAGAUAGCCAAGCUACGCCAGCAGCUGCAAAGAAGUAAACACAGCAGCAGGCAUCAUCGGGACAAAGAAAGACAAUCUCCAUUCCAUGGAAAUCAUGCAGCCAUUAACCAAUGCCAGCCACCUGUCCCAAAGAGUGUGCUAGUUCCUGUGAUACCAAUUGCCAAGUCGACAGGCUCGCGCUUCCGUAACAGCAUAGAGGGGCUGAACCAGGAGAUCGAAAUAAUUAUAAAGGAGACAGGAGAGAAAGAGGAACAACUUAUUCCGCAAGAUAUUCCAGAUGGGCACCGAGCCCCUCCACCUUUGGUGCAGCGCAGUAGCAGUACCCGCAGCAUUGACACGCAGACUCCGGGCGGGGCAGAGAAGGGCAGCAACAACAGCAGCAGAUCUCAGUCUGUGUCCCCAAGCUCCUUCCUGGUCAUUUCCAAUGAGGGCAGUGAGGAGAGCCCAUGCUCUGCUGAUGACCUACUUGCAGACCCCAGAGAUAAAGAGAAUGGAAACAAUUCUCCUCUGCCCAAAUACGCCACCUCGCCCAAACCCAACAACAGCUAUAUGUUCAAGCGUGAACCUCCAGAGGGCUGUGAGAAGGUGAAAGUCUUUGAGGAAAGCUUGCCAAAGCCCUUGCAUGAAAUUCCGGCCUUUUACUGUCCUGACAAAAAUAAAGUAAACUUCAUUCCUAAAAGUGGCUCUGCUUUCUGCCUGGUCAGUAUCCUGAAGCCACUUCUUCCCACACAAGAUCUUACACUCAAGGGUGCUACUCAUAAUCUGACCGUCGCGCCUGGUAUGACCCCUGCAUUGCUGCAGCCUAUUGCCAUGGCCUCCAUCUCUGCAAGUGCGGUCCAGGAGCGGCUCCCUGGCGGAACAAACAAAAUUAUACCGCAGAUGUCGGUGUUGCAACAGUCGAGACACGGUGAAGAAACUGAAGGAUAAACUUGGUUUUGUUAACUUUUAAGAGAACUUUAUUGAAGCUAGUUGUGAUUAUGCCUUCCAAAUCACAUCUGUUUGCAUCAUGAUUGCUGGCAAUUCCAUAAACAGGUCAUACUAGUAUCUUGAUCUCCAUGACUGUUAGGCUGGCGUGAGAUCUAGGAAAAGGAGUGGCAGAGAAACUGCUAUACUUGUCUUGGGAAGGCUCAAAUUAAAUCUCUGGCCUGCACUUUUUUUUAAAAGCUUUGGUACAAUAAAGGGAGACAGGUCAUAAUGCUUUACAAUUUGGGAAGACCAAUUUUUCUGAUGCAUUACCAAUCUUCAAUUUUGAAGAAGGAAACAUUCAAGACAUACCAGCUGUUCCUUGCAAAAGAUCUGCAAGGGAGAAACAAGCAAAUGGCACUGUAAGAAGUAUUAGUUCAUACGAAUCUUGAGCUUUUCGAUGCGUAGCAGGAUGAUCCCACUUUUCUUGCUACAUCGUUUCCACUCUUGGGACCAAAGGACUGAAUCUUCUCAGCAUUCUACGAUGUGACCAGCAUUCUGUGAUGUGACCACGUCCUCCUCCCACAUAAGCUUAAUCUCCUUCAGACCAAGAAGAGAAGCAAUAUUGGUACAUUACGCGCAUUGGGGGCGGGAGGUCAAGCACUCACAUAGAGGUACCUGUCUGGAAAUAGUGUUUUAGAGCACUUCUGCCAAUAGUGUAAUGACUUGUUCCUAGUGUUGUGUUUCAGAACAAUAUUCCCUUCUCCCUCCCCCCCCCCCAAAAAAAAUGCCAACUAACCGUCACAUCAGUGCCUCCUGGGACAUCUUGGUUUGUUGUGUCGCUUUCAGAAUCUAGAAUUGCCUUUUGGCCUAUACCCCAAUCCUAUCAUGUCUUGCCACUACUAUAUAAACUGUGUAGUCAUAUGAUCUUGAAAUGGCCAUGCAUGGUUCUUCCUGCUUGUCAAAGUACUGUCUUGUGGGUCUCUUGAGGGUAAAGUUUGUCAGGCAUGAUGUUUGUUAAAGCAAUUUAUUUCAGUGGAUAUAGUCUCCUUUUUUGACUAGCAAUAUUGUUAGGGUGUUAACCUAAGGAUCGUUUGAUUCUUUAAUAUUGGUCUGCAGUUGUGGCCCAUUUAAUUUCUUUUGUGAUCUUUCUAAAAAAUAAUUGUCAUGGUGUAACAAUCAAAAAUGGGAUGGAGUUUCCAUUACUAAAUCUGUUUAUGAAGGGCAAUGAACUAAUCUGGUAACGAAAGGAGAUUUUACCGAGACUCGUUAAACAACUAGAGCUAGAGCGGCUGCUUAAAGGCCACACUUUUCAGAUUCCAAAACGCCUCCAAAAUGGCAAAUUAUCCUGGAAGGUAGACUGUACUAUUAGUACAGAAUGAUUCAAAAUUAAUUGGUGCCAAGCUAUGCAGUUAUAGGAAAGUUACUAUAUUUAAGGGAGGCGUUCCUGGUAUCUUUAGACUAACGAAAAUAUUGUAGCAUUAAGUGUGACCAUUCAGUUAGUGUGAUUGAAAGGCAUAGCAAUACUGUCACUGCAGUUCAUCUUACUAUGUCUAUUCAUCCCCAGUAACCACUUGUUUGGAGUGGGUCACACCAACAUCUUGCAUUCAUUUUUGCUUGCUUAGUAAUACCAGAUAUACCAGCUCCUACAUCGCUUGGCCUUUUGGUUUCACUCCAUGGCUUUUUUUGUUUCAAAAACAAAACCACCUCUCCAUACUCAGGGCAUACAUACCUACCCAGUUUGGUGUAUCCAUACCUACCCAGCAAAGUAGGUUCUGGGCUACAAUAUACUUGUUAGUCUUUAAGGUGCUACAAGACUUUGUUGUUUUUGCUGCAACAGACUAACAAAGCUAUGCUUCUGGAACUAUUUUUUAAAGUGUUACUUCAUCAUUUUUGUACCUUGGUCCCGUAUUGUACUUGCAUAUCUUUGUUUCUGCUGUGUUCUGCUUACAUAUUUUGUAUUAGCACAGCAAGACGGUCUGAUGACCCCCUCUCCCCCCCAUCCAAUUCCUUGAUCCUAACUUGCCUGACAUAUCAAGUCUUCGAACUACUUAUUUUGCAGCAAAGACAUUACCAUUAAGGCAGCUGAGUUCGAGUGUUAAAAUCAGGUUUUUCACUCCUUUUUGAAACAGGUAAGGAUGAAAUGGGAAAACAACGUAGUAUUUUAAAACUAGGUCAAUUGUCAAGCAAUGUGUUUCAUCAACGUAACUUCUGUGAACGCACAGCCUUAUUUUAAAUUGAAUGUUGUGGCUUUGUGAAACAUGGGAAGGUAGGCUCCCUCUGCGUUAGAGGAAUCUUUGCAUUUAGUUUAAACCCAGUUUCAGUUCUUAAGUUAAACAGCAGCUUAUAAGAGACUACAUGAAGCUCUUCACUCAAUUUUCCCACUGAGUACCUAAGGGCCAAAUUACAACUUGGAAUGGUAUAUAAAACAUAAGCCUUCGAAACUCAUCAAAACUGAAGUUUCCCAUGUCUUCAGAACAAAAAGUGAGAAACACACUUCAGGCUGGCCUGCAGGUGAAUAUGAGAAAGCUGACAUUUCAGCUUCCAUUAAGAAAACAGUGUUUAGCCCUUGUAAUAAUUUGAAAUUAUUGAAAAUUCUGAGUAAAUGCAAACCAUAAGCAGCUCUUUUUUUUUGGCUAGUAAAUGUCCACUUAAAUGCAAUGAGAUGUUCAACUGAUCUGUACCAACAUAUAUUAGUCCAGGCCAAGUAAUGAUUUAAAUAAAUAAAAAUUGCUUACUAUUCUUUAACAUUCCACUUACAAGUUCUCUCCAAGCCUUGAUUUUGCACUCCACUGCCUACCUCUGGGUUGCUUUUACCCCUCUGUGACAUUAGAGCAAUUCAGCCCAUGACUUUUAAGAGAGGCAGAAUAGCCAGAGAGGAUAGUGUUCAUGGAAGAAAUCAAAAGCAAAGAAGUUAGGACAAGGAAAAGGUCUAACAGAAUAAUGAAAAUCCAGCUUUAGCUAGUUAGAAAUAAUGAGAUCAAAUUCAUUAUCGCCAGUUGUCAGGAUUGCCGAGUGUCUAUUAAACUGUAAUAGCUAUGCCAUUUUUUCCCACAUACGUGGUGGGUGGGUGUAAUAAUAUACAUACACAGUACAUACAUUACAUGUACAUUCAUGCCACUUGUUAGCAUUCUGUUUGCUUCAUGUUCUUACACAAGAAAAGGACCCCAGGAAACUUGGAAAACGAGGAACGAUCAGCAGUGCAUCAAAGAUUCACUGCCUCUUUCUCAUUCUCACCUGCAGCGUGGGGGUUGGCUUGGAGGGGAUUCACCCUCCAUUUCCCACUCCCCCAAACCAGCUUGUAUGUAUGUGUAGGGAAACAAAUCUCCCCUUUCCUUCAAAGCUGCUUAGAGGAGACGGGCGGGGAACGAUGCACUCCAAAGUUUUGUUGCCUUCCUCUCUCUUCCAAAUGAAGCUACGGGAAUAGGGAGACGGUUGUUUUCAUCAUUUCCCUUGCCUCCCAACCAGGAGUUGACUUGGGGAAGAUCAACAGAGGCUACUUCCUUCCCCGUUAGAAUUCCAGCUCCUGGUUGGAGUUGAGAGAAGUCCAGAAAUGUAGAAGCAAAACAGAAAUGUCUGCAACCCUGGUGAGAGCGAGAGAGUUACUGCCACCAGCUCCCCACAACACUCCUAAAACUGUCAGGGGGAGGAGAAUUUGAGGUCUCGCUACUCAUAUUGUGUCGUCUUGCUGUGUCCUGUUUCCAUGGAUUUUCUUUCUGUUGUGGGGAGAAUCUGCAACAAGAGGCGGUUGGGGGGCGGUAGGAUGGGAAAUAUGGGGGAAAGCUAACCUAAUGUGACAUUUCCUUGUACCUAUGAAAAUAGGCCUUCUGGUUUUGUUUAUUUUACUUAAUUCAAUCUGAGGUGUUGCUGCUGCUUGUUUCAGUAAGUUCUCCAUCUGAAAAAAAGGAACACCAGUAAAAUUGUCUUUAAAUGGCUAUGUUUGUAUUCAGGUGUAAACUGUUAGUGACAUGAAACGGAUCCUUUGGGGGGAAGAAAUGUAUGUGUGGUUUUAGCUAGUUGUUGGUGUGGCUAAAUAACACUGUAUUGGGCAAGUUUCAAGGUAUUGUUGACCAUAAUAUGCAUUUAUCACUAAAAACAAAGUUGUUGACCAUAAUAUGCAUUUAUCACUAAAAACAAAGUGCAGAGAAUUAAGAUUGGAGCAUCUAAAGGCCUCAUCAGUCAUGAAAAGUCAUAUUUCCUUAAACUGAUAUACAAGUAUAUCUCCAGUACUAGGUAAUGCAAAGGCAGAUGACUUGUGUUGGUAACGAAGCAUGAAUGUUUUCUUUGAUUUCAUCUUGUUUGGCUAUCAGUGUCCUAUUUAGAUCUGCAAAUGGAAAUGAAAUGUUCCCCAACAUGUAUCUUUCCUACCAUUCUAAUUCUGUCUGGAUAUUGUGUAACGUGACUUCAUCACAGCGGUUCACUGCCAGAGGCAUGUGAUAUAUUUCUCUUCCGGGUUCCCCCCUUGCUAGAGACUGGCUGUCCUGUUUUAUGCCAGUACUAGGGAUAAAGACGUUAUGGAGAAAUCCACGCCUAAUUUGGUAGACUGUAUGGCUAUAUGCUAUAUUUGCAAAGCCAACGAUGUUUGUUUAUGUAAGACUUUAUAAGAAUCUUUCCCCUCUCAGUGCACACCAGUGUGUUUGGGCAUUUCCUGUUUUUCUAUUUUUUAUUUUAAUUAUGUAAGAUCUACGUCUGCAAAAAAUUCUAUUGGAUUUUUUUACAAAAAACGUUUUACUCACCUUUAUGGGACUCGCACACUUUCAAUAAAUAUUUCAAGUGAA